Molecule: messenger RNA, 2192 nt
Organism: Carica papaya (papaya)
Lineage: Eukaryota; Viridiplantae; Streptophyta; Magnoliopsida; Brassicales; Caricaceae
Product: rust resistance kinase Lr10-like
Biological process (GO): protein phosphorylation
Molecular function (GO): protein kinase activity; polysaccharide binding; ATP binding
Source: RefSeq, a predicted model, not a curated record
UUUUAGUUUAUUGACUUUUUAGCUUCUUUAACAUACUAUGCUUAACAUUCCACCAAAAUAUUCAAGUUUCUGUGUUUUCUUCUUCUUCUUCUUCCGUCUCUUCUACUUCCUAUCUGCUCUCCCUCUUCUCUUACUACUCCCCGAUCUCAUGAUUAUAGCCAAGCUUCUCUUUCUCUUUUCCUCUCUAAUCGUAUUAAACCAAAUCUGCCACGGCGAGGAAAACUUCAAUGCCUGCCUGCCUUCCUCCUGCGGCAACAUCCCAAAAAUUACCUUCCCCUUCAGAUUAACACACCAACAAAAUUGCAGCAACCAAACAAUUCCCUUAACAUGUCAAAACAAUCUAACCCUUGUACAAAUGGAAUCAGCUGAUUACAUCGUCCAAUCCAUCGAUUACAACAAUCUCACCAUCCGUUUGUUGGAUGCCACUCUUCAUCAUACCAACCCAUGCUCUUCCCUUCCUCAAUCGUCUUUCAGCCCAUACAACGCAACCCGUCCCUAUAGCUUUUUCUCACCGCCUAAUGAUUUUAUUCUUCUCGAUCUACCGAAGAAAUCACAUCAGAGUUUGAUUUUUGUAGAGUGUGCGCAUCCAGUGAGGUCUUCUCGCUAUGUAGACACGCGUCCUUGUAUAAAUGGAUCAGCAGGCCAUUAUUCUUAUGUGAUAAUUGGAAGCCUGGGAGCAGGGGAGUUGGAGAAAUCUUGCACUAUACAGCUCAUACUCAUGACAUCUUUGCCGCUGGAACUGGACGACUCAAACACCAUCUCCUUCCAACACAUCCGCAACCAUCUCCUAUAUGGAUUUGAGCUUUCAUGGAAGUCGGAUUGUAAAGUGGGAUUCCUCUGUCCCUUUCUUGGCCCAGAUGGGUACUUACAAUUCUAUGGUCUACCCGUGUUGUACAGAAUAGGAUCACUUGUAAUUUUAAUAAUGCUUGCAGAAAGAAUUUUAUGUGGAAUACCAUGUGUGGCUUGUUUUUUAACAUAUAAGUGGAGAAGGAGGCACUUGUCGAUGGAUAAUAUGGUUGAAGAUUUUCUUCAGAGCCAAAAUGAUCUUGUGCCUAUCAGAUACUCUUUCUCAGACAUUAAAAAAAUGACUAAAAGCUAUAAGCACAAAUUAGGAGAGGGUGGCUACGGAUCUGUGUACAAAGGGAAACUUAGAAGUGGUCGUUCUGUAGCAGUUAAAUUACUAGGCAAGUCCAAAGCUAAUGGCCAAGAAUUCAUCAAUGAAGUAGCCACCAUUGGCAGGAUUCAUCAUGUUAAUGUGGUGCAGCUAAUAGGGUUCUGUGCUCAAGGAUCUAAUCGGGCCCUUGUUUAUGACUUCAUGCCUAAUGGAUCAUUAGAGAAGCACAUAUUUUCAACAGAAGGAAACAUCACUCCUCUCAGCUGCACGCAGAUGUAUAAGAUUUCUCUUGGAAUAGCUCACGGGAUUGAGUAUUUGCAUAGGGGCUGUAACAUGCAAAUUCUGCACUUUGAUAUCAAGCCUCACAACAUUCUCCUUGAUGAAAACUUCACUCCCAAAGUGUCUGAUUUUGGACUGGCCAAGUUGUAUUCAACAGAAGAAAGCAUUGUUUCUCUCACAGCAGCAAGAGGAACGAUGGGUUACAUGGCUCCAGAACUAUUUUACAAGAAUAUUGGAGGCAUAUCCUACAAAGCAGAUGUGUAUAGUUUUGGAAUGUUGCUAAUGGAAAUGGCAGGCAGAAGGAAAAAUUUGAAUCCACACAUAGAUCACUUGAGUCAAAUUUAUUUUCCUUCAUGGGCAUAUGAUCAGUAUAGCGAAGGGAAGGACAUAGCAAUUGCAGAAGUUACAGAAGACAAAAAGAAAAUAAUGAAGAAGAUGAUCUUAGUAGCCUUGUGGUGCAUACAGUUGAAGCCUAGUGAUCGACCCUCCAUGAAUCAGGUUGUGGAGAUGUUGGAAGGAGAAAUUGAAGGCCUUGAGAUGCCUCCCAGGCCUUUCUUGUCUCCACAAGAUGUGGCAAGGGAAGAAGCUCUAGACAAGAAACCAUAAAAAAAUUUCAAAUAUUAAGUUGCAUCAGAAUUAGAAUUUGACAACUCUCAGCUUGGUUGAAAGAUUUCAGUCUCAUGCAAGUAGUAAUUUUGACCUAUAUUUUUCAAGACAGAGUAAGUAGUUUAAUUUUUUGUCUUUAAUCCUAGAUGAAAUGGUGAACGUGUAAAGUGUUUUACUUGUAAUCAUGAUAAUG